AUGAGUGCCACGCCACCCCAUGACAACGACAAAGAUGGUGGUGGAGUAGUAGUGCCAAUCGAGAACACAGAGGACGACAUCAAAAUUGUGUGGAACUACAAGAGAAUCGCGAGCUUGGUCGCCAUGGCCUUCCUAUGGACGGGCUCUCAGAUUCCAGCGUAUCUCCUUGGCGGUAUUCCGCCCUUGAUCUAUCGGGACAUUGGUGGCAUCGAUCGAUGGGUCUGGUUUAUAUUGGCCAACCUCCUCACGCUGGCGGCAGUGUGCCCAUUUGUUGGCUCGUUGUCCGACUUGUUUGGGCGCAGAUACGUUGCCCUGGUGGGAGCAGCUUUCCUGGUCGUUGCCAUGGUGGUGUGCGGCACGGCCAACAAUAUGGACCAAUUCAUUGCUGGAAUGGCACUUUCAGGUGCCGGCGCCGGUAUCUGCGAGUUGACUUGCCUGGCGGGAACAUCGGAGCUUGCUCCUACUCGACAACGUGGCAAGUACGUUGCUGGCCUGAUCAUGACGAUUAUCCCAUUUUGCCCUUCGGCGUUAUACGCCGAGCUCAUCGCGGGCUAUGCAUCUUGGAAGUAUUGCUGCUUACUGUCCGGUGUUUGGGCCUUGAUCGGCUUCAUUGGAGUCCUCUUCUUUUACUUCCCAGCUCCUCGGCCGAACCCGCGAGGCUUGACAAAACGACAGAUCAUCAGCGAGGUCGAUAUUGUUGGCGGUUUCCUCAGUAUAUCCGGCACGAUUGUCUUCCUCGCCGGUCUUGUCUGGGGCGGAUACCAGUACGAAUGGACAUCAGUACAUGUCCUACUGCCAAUGAUUCUCGGGUUUCUACUCCUCUUCGUCGCAUUCCCCAUCUGGGAAGUCAAGUUUGCGAAGUUUCCAAUGUUUCCGUCCAGGAUGAAGCAGGAGACGAGGCUGCUUACAUUGACGCUUAUUAUUACAGCGAUAUCCGGGUCCAACUUCUUUUCAAUUCUUAUGUUUUGGCCCACACAGGCGUUCAAUGUGUAUGGUCACGAUCCUGUUGGUGUUGGCUUACGAACCCUUCCCAUCGGUUUCGCAAUUCUGGCCGGCUGUGUAGUUGUUCUUGUUCUCCUCUCGGUUCUCAAUGGCCAAAUUCGCUCUCUGCUUCUCGGAUCGAGCAUUCUAAUGACCGCUGGCUGUGGGGCGCUUGCAACCGCCAAUCUACACAAUAUCCAUCAAAUAUACGGGAUUCUCGUCGUGGCCGGUCUUGGAAUUGGCGGAAUCGUGGUCCCAGCCUCCAUCAUCACGACCAUUAUCUGUCCUGAUGAUGUGAUCGCCACCGUCACUGCGCUGACAUUGUCCAUCCGCGUUGUCGGCGGUUGCAUCGGAUACGCAAUCUACUACAACGUGUUCGUCAAUCAUUUCAGUACUCAGGUUGUCGAGAAGAUUGCGGGGGUCAUGACGGUCACACUUGGGGUUCAGGACCCCAAUGAGAUUCUGAGUGCCAUUACCGCAACUUCCAACUCUCUGAUAGAAGACCUUCGACUCCUACCCAGCAUUGGGGACAACGACACUGCCUUUGAGCUCGUGGUUACUGCGGGACAGUUGGCAUAUUCGGAAAGCUAUAAGUGGGUUUAUUAUGUGUCGAUUGCAUUUGGUGGACUAGCAAUAGUGUGCUCCAUGUUUCUCGGCAGCAUCGACACAUACAUGAAUGACCAUAUCGCUGCCAACGUGCAGUGA
This is a messenger RNA of Fonsecaea pedrosoi CBS 271.37, 1686 nucleotides long. RefSeq lists its product as uncharacterized. Gene Ontology annotation, biological process: transmembrane transport. Gene Ontology annotation, molecular function: transmembrane transporter activity. Lineage: Eukaryota; Fungi; Ascomycota; Eurotiomycetes; Chaetothyriales; Herpotrichiellaceae. Bases 1 to 1686 code for a protein of 561 amino acids. The record is from RefSeq and is a predicted model, not a curated record. The transcript has 4 exons.